AUGUAUUCUUUGGCAGGGAUUAUUCUAGCCCUCUCCUUCUUAAUUGUCAGUGCUUUAGCCUUUCACACGUGGAAGAGGAGAAGCAAAGAGAAAAACUUCAAACGAAAUGGAGGAGUGCUCUUGAAAUACCACAGAGUUCGAAUCUUUACGGAGGUAGAGUUAGCAAAAGCAACCAACAACUAUGAUGUUAGCAACAAGUUGGGCGAGGGCAGUUUUGGUUCCGUGUAUAGGGGGAGAAUAGCAGGGAACACCGUGUUUGCGGUCAAGAAGCCUAAAGACAUGCACAAGUCUCUAAUAAAGGGGGAUUUCCAGCAUGAACAUGAAAUUGUGGUGCAAAUAAACCACAAAAACGUGGUGAAGCUCCAUGGCAUAUGUUUGGAGACUAGGAUACCAUUGCUGGUUUAUGAAUACAUUUCGAAUGGUACCCUCUUCCAACACAUCCAUCAAAAUGCGUCAACCAUUUUGAAAUCAUGGAAAAACCGGCUCAGAAUAGCCACCGAAGUAGCUCUUGUACUCGAUUAUAUGCAUUCCUGUGUAGAACCCGCAAUCAUUCAUGGUGAUAUCAAGUCAAUGAACAUACUUCUGGAUCAAAAUUACUCGGUAAAAGUAUCUAAUUUUGGAACUUCGGUACCUAUAUCACCAGUGCGUAGUCAUGUCUUAGCCAAUGAAAUACAAGGCACGGGCUACAUCAAUCCAGAAUAUUUAACUACUAGUAUGAUAACAAUUAAGAGUGAUGUACAUAGUUUUGGAGUUGUUCUCGUGGAGUUGCUCACGGGAAAGAAGCUAACAAGUUUCAUUACUAAGGCCAGAGAGUCAAUCAAUAUCAUCCAUUAUUUCAUCUCUUCCGUGAAGGAUAAGACAUUCUCCAAUGUCAUAAAUUUCGAGGACGCUAGUGAAGAUGUAAUGGAGAGAAUAGAAAUGGUUGCUGUGAUUGCAGUGAAGUGCUUGGAUCAAAGUGGUGCAAGGAGGCCGGCAAUGAGGGAAGUGGCCGAGCAACUCACUAGGAUUAACUGCGAGCUCAACAGCUCAACAGUUGAUGGAAACAAUGAAGGGACUGAAGGCGAGGUGCUUGAAGAAAACCCCUACUCCCAUGCGACUUCAAUUACCUCCGAGAUGAGCCAACAUGGGACGACAGGCUCUCUUUUCUGA
Eucalyptus grandis is the source of this 1149-nucleotide messenger RNA. RefSeq names its product wall-associated receptor kinase-like 1. The transcript has a single exon. Gene Ontology annotation, biological process: cell surface receptor signaling pathway; protein phosphorylation. Lineage: Eukaryota; Viridiplantae; Streptophyta; Magnoliopsida; Myrtales; Myrtaceae. The record is from RefSeq and is a predicted model, not a curated record. Gene Ontology annotation, molecular function: ATP binding; protein serine/threonine kinase activity. Gene Ontology annotation, cellular component: plasma membrane. Bases 1 to 1149 code for a protein of 382 amino acids.